GCUCUUCUUCUUUCCGCUGCAGCCCCCAAAACCCCCCCCAAGCUGCCGGCAACAAGUUUUUGAGGAAAACCAGUAAAAGCUUAGAUUUUUCCCUUCUUUUUUUGUCCAAGAACCUGAUUUAGAACCCAGAAAUCUUUCCCCCUGCAGGAAGCUCCCGGAUCUGCUCUCCUCUUCCUCCCCUGUCCGCCGGCUGCUCUUGUUGUGGGUGAGAUUUUCGGUCUUUCUUGAAUUUCCCCUGCACAUGCCGUCGGCCUCUCCCCCCCUGCAGCUCCGGUUUUAGCUGGAGAAUUAUGGUUCCCGAUCGUUCUGUCAGUUAGUACGUGAAUUGAGUGCUCAGUUUUAUGUGAAGUGAGGGAGUGAAACCGAGGACGAGGAAACCAAGGGGAGUGACGAGUUAGAAAGCUAGCCAUCUUGUAAUUGAAUAUGGAUUUUAGAUGUAAAUGAUGAUAUUGCAAGCUAGAUUGUAAUUGGAGAUCGUAUAAAUUCAUUUAUUGGAUAAGUUCCGAGCCUUGUGCAUUUGUGGGACCCACUCACGAGUGCACGGCGUCUAUCGCGCCUCGAAUUCGAGUUUUGGGGCGUUACAAAAAAUUUAACACCAUCAAAUAGAGCCGGCUCUUAAAAGCUGCAGCCGGCUCUGGUGAAAUGGAAUGCAGAGAGCCGGCUCUGGAAGCUGCAGCCAGCUCUACGAGUAAAGAUUUAAAGAACGUUCAACAAACCCGCAAAGCAAAGCGAGCUUUGCGUUUUGCAGCCGGCUCUACAGAGAAAACAGAAUGUGCAGAAUCCCGCAAAGCCGACUGCAAAAAUGGUGAGCCGGCUGUGUAGAGCCGACUCUAAAAAGUUAAGCCGGCUCUCCUGACAAUUUUGUAACUCGAAUUAAGCGACCUGCAGAGCAUUAAAUAACCCCUAACGGCUAGUAACGACUAUUUUUGAACAUUGAGUUAUAAAUAUAGUUGGUAAAAGAUCUGAAACAAGUUUAGAGGGCAUUGUAUUGAAUAGCUUUACCUACCAACUUGUGCUUUAACUUGAGAUUUUGAUCUUUGAGAGAUCUUUAUUUGUAAUCCUCUUCUUGUUCUAUUUGUGAGUGAUCUUUGGGGUGUGAUUAUUCCUUCAACAGUGAUUUGUAGAGAAGAUUGUUUGGGUUUAGCUUGUAAAGGGGUGAGAUUUGAGAGAAACACCUUUCUUCUUGUAAAAGGAUUGAGUGGCUCCUUUAAGCCACCCUUGAUUUUGUAAGUGGAGAGUGUAGAGGAAAUCUUUGGUGAGAGAAGCCAAGGUAGAGGACUAGGUUCCAAGUGGUUGGACCGAACCUCUAUAAAAUCAUUAAGCAAGU
Molecule: messenger RNA, 1327 nt
Organism: Rubroshorea leprosula
Lineage: Eukaryota; Viridiplantae; Streptophyta; Magnoliopsida; Malvales; Dipterocarpaceae
Source: the annotation of a GenBank genome assembly